Dermatophagoides pteronyssinus (European house dust mite) is the source of this 1235-nucleotide messenger RNA. RefSeq lists its product as uncharacterized. Lineage: Eukaryota; Metazoa; Arthropoda; Arachnida; Sarcoptiformes; Pyroglyphidae. The record is from RefSeq and is a predicted model, not a curated record. Gene Ontology annotation, molecular function: nucleic acid binding.
AUUCUUUGUUUUCAUCCAUUCGAUUCAGAUAAAAUGGGAAAAUUUGAAGAAUCGUUUGUUGAAAAAGCAAAAAAAUUUGGAAUGAAUUUUGAAAAAUGUUUCGAAACACAAUUUGUUGAUAUCCGAAAUGAUUCAGAAAUUGCAACAGUAUUUCAAAAUUUGAAAAUUCGUGAUAUUCAUUUUGUUUUCAUUGGACUUUCUGCACAUUCUAGAAACGAUUAUUUUUUUGAAAAGAUCAAAUCUCAUGCAACUAAUAACCAUGGGCUAGUCACUCAAAUAUUCAUGAUUGAAAAACUUGAUUGGAAUAUAGAAAUGCCCGAAUUUUAUAGCAGCUUAGCAAUUAAAUCUUGUUUGAAACUAGGUGGUCAACCAAAUAUAAUCGAUCCUAAUUAUUGGAUGAUUUUCCCUUUUGAGCCACAAUCUACUAUGAUAGUCGGAACUUCUUUCAAACGAUUUAACCUAGAUAAUAUUCGAGAAAAUAUUUUUUCGCAUUCAAUUGUAGCAUCGAUGGAUUCGGAUUUCUGUCAAAACAUUUGCAUCCAACGUUUUUCAACAAAACCAAAUGAUGAACAACUCUUUGAAGAAAUGUUUCACAAUUCAUUGAUGGAAUAUCAUAAAGAACAUGGCAAAUAUCCCAAGAAUAUUAUCAUAUUUCAUGGAAAAAGAUAUACCGAUUUGAAAUCUGCUGCUAAAUCAAUCGAUGAACAAAUAAAGGUGACAAGCUUUUCGAUCGAUAAAUCUUCACCUAUUCGUUUCAUUAAGAAUGAUGACGUAAAAGUUCCAAUCGGUACUAGUGUUGAUCUUAAAUUUCAACAGCCUAUUUCAAAUCGUUCGUCAAAAGAGUUUGCCAUUUGUAGUGAGAUCGGUGGUGAUGGUAAUCGAUGCAAAACAACAAAAUAUACAGUCAUCAAUGAUGAUUCGGGAAUGUCCGAUAUUCAAAUCAAACAUCUUUGUUAUGCAAUGUGUCAUUAUUAUUUUGAUAAUUUCUAUAUCAAUGAUAUACCAUUUUCACUUGAAUCGGCUCAAUAUUUUGCAAAUUCAGCAACUACAAGAUGCCUUGGUCGAAAUGAAAUCAAUCCAAUAUAUUCGAUCAAAGAAAUUAUUGAAAAAUUUUCCCGUAAAGUUCGUAUUCAUGGUUAUCUUGAAUAUCCUGUUGAUGAUGAAUAAUAUAAAUUCUAUAUGUAAAUCAUGAAUGGUUAUGGAUGGAAAUCAAAACAUCCUAAACAGACAACAAC